AAGGCCCAAGGCCACAUGCAGCCAGGCCUUAGACCCCGCCCCUUCCGCCUUACGUCUGACGUCACUCGGCGCGGCCGAGAGCGGGCGAUCCGGGUUUGGCUGCCCGGGUUUUCGCGGCUCUGCGUGUGCGCGGCUGCGCGCGUGGAGACCGGCUUUGAAAUGCAGCGGGAUUUAGGGAGUUUCCCUCUGUCCCCAGGGGUGCGGGUGAAGCUGGUGUCUGCAGGUUUCCAGACUGCUGAGGAACUCCUAGAGGUGAAACCCUCCGAGCUCAGCAAAGAAGUUGGGAUAUCUAAAGAGGAAGCCUUAGAAACUCUGCAAAUUGUAAGAAGAGAAUGUCUCACAAAUAAACCAAGAUGUGUUGGUACAGCUGAGUCAGGCAAGAAGUGCACAGCACUGGAACUGCUUGAGCAGGAGCAUACCCAGAACUUCAUAAUUACCUUCUGUUCAGCACUAGAUAAUAUUCUUGGGGGCGGAGUACCCUUGACCAAAACAACAGAAAUUUGUGGUGCACCAGGUGUUGGAAAAACACAAUUAUGUAUGCAGUUGGCAGUAGAUGUGCAGAUACCAGAAUGUUUUGGAGGAGUGGAAGGUGAAGCAGUAUUUAUUGAUACAGAAGGAAGUUUUAUGGUUGAUAGAGUGGUAGACAUUGCUAAUGCCUGCAUUCAGCACCUUCAGCUUAUAGCAGGAACACAUUUGGGAGAGGAGUACUCAAAAGCUUUGGAGGAUUUCACUCUUGAAAAUAUUCUUUCCCAUAUUUAUUAUUUUCGUUGUCGUGACUACACAGAGCUACUGGCACAAGUUUAUCUCCUUCCAGACUUCCUUUCAGAACACUCAAAGGUUCGAUUAGUGAUAGUGGAUGGUAUUGCUUUUCCUUUUCGUCAUGACCUAGAUGACCUAUCCCUUCGUACUCGAUUGUUAAAUGGCCUAGCCCAGCAAAUGAUCAGCCUUGCAAAUAAUCACAGAUUAGCUGUAAUUUUAACCAAUCAGAUGACAACAAAGAUUGAUAGAAAUCAGGCCUUGCUAGUUCCUGCAUUGGGGGAAAGCUGGGGACAUGCUGCUACAAUACGGCUUAUUUUUCAUUGGGACCAAAAGCAAAGGUUGGCAACAUUGUACAAAUCACCAAGCCAGAAGGAAUCUGCAGUACUGUUUCAAAUCACACCUCAAGGAUUUAGAGAUGCUGUUGUUGCUACUUCAUGUUCAUUGCAAACAGAAGGUUCAUUGAAUUACCGAAAACGGUCACGAGAAUCAGAGGAAGAACAGGAAUCCAAAGACUAGUCUCAAAGUAUACAAAUGUAUUGAUGCUGUGAGAUAAAUGUAUACAAGUAGUAGACUUAUUAAAAUAUAAAUACACACUAUGGCAUGAAUGAAUCAGGAAUAUAUGAAAUGAGUGGGAAAAAUACUUAAUGAAUAUGAUGUUAUGAAAGAGUUUUUCUAAAGCCGUGUUCUAUAAUUAAAUUUUGCCCUGUUUUCAUUUUUAGUAUCAUUCAGUAGAGAUGAUACAGGUAUUGUAUUAUGCUUAUCUCAUGUGGCCAAUAUGAAUUUACUAUUCAGACUUUUGUUUCCUCCCUCUUUUGCUAAUUGCCCAGAAAUUGCUAGGAAGAAAAGAUAUUUUUCACAUUCCUAUUUUAUUCUCCUCUUUAAAUAUAGCUUUGAUAAUUCUUAAAAAUGACCCGUUUUUACUAUUAUAAAGAAAGGCUAGCACCAUGAGUCAGCAUGUCAUUAUAUUCAGUUUUAUGGGUAGUAUACAAAUUUUAGUUGACCAGUCUGGUUUUAGUGAUCCCAAUCCUAAAAUCUAAGCUAUUUGUUUAUUAUUUAUGUUAUUUUUUAAUGUUAAAGGAGGGACUUUGGAGCUGUUACCCCAUCAAGAAUUUAUCUUCCAGAAUAGUCAAGUUGAUAAGCUCACAGUUAGUUGUUUCUACAUUUUUGAAAUAAGGUGUAUUGACCUUUUCCUUUAAUAAUCUCAAUAUUGCUUGAAUAAGUUUAAAAUUUGGAUUCUUGAAUUGUUUCGAAAUCAUCUAAGAAUGUUUUGGCACCUGGUUCUUUUUUAUUUUUAAAGAUUGGCACCUGAGCUAACAUCUGUUGCCACUUCUUU
Equus caballus (horse) is the source of this 2092-nucleotide messenger RNA. RefSeq names its product RAD51 paralog C (gene RAD51C). Gene Ontology annotation, molecular function: four-way junction DNA binding; ATP binding; crossover junction DNA endonuclease activity. Lineage: Eukaryota; Metazoa; Chordata; Mammalia; Perissodactyla; Equidae. Gene Ontology annotation, cellular component: Rad51B-Rad51C-Rad51D-XRCC2 complex; replication fork; Rad51C-XRCC3 complex. Gene Ontology annotation, biological process: meiotic DNA recombinase assembly; DNA repair; reciprocal meiotic recombination. The record is from RefSeq and is a predicted model, not a curated record.